CUGCAAAGAAUGGUCUUUAAACAGAGAAACUACCGGCGGCCAUGAACAACAGAACUAAGGCAUGCCAUCAUCUGGGGCAUUGUGCUGCCAAAAGCAAGGGGAUGGCUCAUAGUGCCAUAGGCCAGCGUCUGGUCGCCUGCCUGCUCAAUGUCUCAGAAGCCCGCAGGAAGGAAUUGGUGGAAACAGUGGCCAGGGCAGCUGUAUUUGACAGUAAUGGCGGACGGCGAGAAGGGACAACAGUGCUCAACAUCUUUAAUGAUCACGACUACAACCGGUCUGUCAUCACCAUCGUGGCCAGUAUUGACUGCAUUAAGGAGGCAGUGCUGUCUGCGUGUGAGCAGGCCUGUCGAAUGAUUGACAUGAGUGCCUAUGCAGGCGGCCACCCAACGAUGGGCGCUGUGGACCUGGUGCCCCUCUACCCUCUGGGAGAGGAGGUGGGACUGGGGGACUGUGCCAAGGAAGCUAGAGCGGUGGCUGCUGGGCUGACUGAACGGGUCAGUGGCACCAGUGCUUUCUUCUUUGGUUGGGCAGACUCACCCCAGCACCGAGGCCUGGCGCAGAGACGCAAGGAGAUGGGCUGGUUCAGGAAGAAUCCAGACACAGGAGCCAGCCGACCAGACGUGGGGCCCCUGCCACAGAAACGAUAUGGCCUCACAGGUGUCGGAGCUAGUCCCUACGUCAUGAACUGCAACGUCACCAUCGACACCCAGGACCUGGCUCUAGGGCGCAGCAUCGCCAUGUCGAUUAGGGAUUCUACUCCUGGGGGAAUACCGGGGGUGCAAGUGCUGGCCCUGCCACACGAGGGUGCCGUGGAGAUAGCCUGCAAUGUGGAGAGCAUGAAGGGGAACCCUCCUAGCCAGGUUGGGGAGAGGGGCGAGCCGUGGCCCACCUUCAGUAUUGGUGGGCAGCCAUACUGCCACGCCCCAGAAUCUCUUAUCACAGCCAGGGUGGCAGAGCUGGCAGGACGGCAGGGGGUGGCCACUAAGGGCACAGCACUGGUGGGGUUCACGCCCUAUGAGUGCAGAGGCCUGGCAGAGAAAGCUUUGUCAUUGGGCAUCGCUGAGUUCUGGAAAGAACUGCGCAGGUUACACAUGUAACCUUCCAAACUUUACUACAAAACCUCAACAUGUUGUAUUAUUCAGGUUGAUUGAACGAAGAAUGUAAAAGGACAUGCAAGCUGUUAUCGGCAAGGUUUAAAGCAUAUGAAUUGCAGAAAUGCACGACUAUUACACAACAGUUUUGAAUCUGUGGGCUCUGGAUUUGAUGUAGCACAUUUGAACAAGGAUAUUGUACAGAGAAUCUCAUUUAGUGUGGUGAUCAUGGUUGAAAACUUCAAUGCCAUAGACCUUAACUGUGAUCAUCUUAAUAUAAGUACUCAUCAAGACACAAAGGGACAAAUUACCAAUUUGGAGUUGAGGUAAUACUUUUUUGUAAAUCAUUUAACGAUGUCAGUGGGAUACCUACACAAUUAAUUUUGUUAAGCAUGCAUAUCCCAAGUCAGAGUAACACUGAAAGUGCUGCAAAAUGUUGCAAUUUAUUGUUCUAUUAACAGGUUAAUCCUUCUUUAUUUGACUUUAAAGAAUAAACAUGACUUUAUUAUAACUUUA
Messenger RNA from Oncorhynchus mykiss (rainbow trout), 1607 nucleotides. It is a transcript of the gene ftcdnl1, whose product is annotated as formiminotransferase cyclodeaminase N-terminal like 1. The record is from RefSeq and is a predicted model, not a curated record. Gene Ontology annotation, molecular function: transferase activity; folic acid binding. NCBI's taxonomy places the organism in Eukaryota, Metazoa, Chordata, Actinopteri, Salmoniformes, Salmonidae.